Messenger RNA from Drosophila eugracilis, 551 nucleotides. RefSeq lists its product as uncharacterized. The transcript is spliced from 4 exons. The annotation marks the transcript as partial. NCBI's taxonomy places the organism in Eukaryota, Metazoa, Arthropoda, Insecta, Diptera, Drosophilidae. The record is from RefSeq and is a predicted model, not a curated record.
AUGUUUAUCAUGUACACCUUUCGGAGGGUACGCAUAGUUGUGUAUAAAGUAAUAUCAUCGUGGUGUUCUACCCUACAACAAGGAAGCCAGUGCGAAAUAAUUUUGGAUACCCUUAUUAAAGAAAUAUUGGUUGAUUUAAUUCCAUAUCACCCAACUACAUUAAAAAAUAGAGCCGAAUCAAGAUUAAAGGGGAAACGUUCAACCGAAAAUGGAUUUUCUAUGUUCGAGCAGCCAAUCGGUAACGAAGAAUCUGGCUUGCUUCGCCAGCAUGCUAUGUUCUGUCUGCAAAAUUUCUUAUUGUCUUCUGGUCAUUUGUUAAAACCACAACUUUUCAAGAAAAGUAUUUUUUACACAUUAAAAAGUUUACUUUUUUAUUAUAAUUCUUUUGAAUUUUUAUUGAAAUCGCAAAACUAUAGAUGUCCUGCGCCUACCGAAAUUAUUUUGGGUCUUUUAAACGAAUCAAACUUAUUCGUUAAUAGUAUUGCGCUACGAAAAACUUAUAACCUUAAAGAUUUGGAACCAAUGCUUCGAGCUCAAAAGGCGGAUACUCG